Messenger RNA from Aspergillus alliaceus, 1193 nucleotides. Its product is annotated as t-SNARE. The transcript has 4 exons. NCBI's taxonomy places the organism in Eukaryota, Fungi, Ascomycota, Eurotiomycetes, Eurotiales, Aspergillaceae. The record is from RefSeq and is a predicted model, not a curated record. Gene Ontology annotation, cellular component: plasma membrane; SNARE complex; endomembrane system. Gene Ontology annotation, molecular function: SNARE binding; SNAP receptor activity. Gene Ontology annotation, biological process: vesicle fusion; exocytosis; intracellular protein transport. Bases 77 to 925 code for a protein of 282 amino acids.
UAUAAACCUCCGUCGACAAGUCUGUCGUGAAUUUUCAUACCAUUUUUUUUUUCUCUCUCUUCAUCAAACAAAUAGAAUGGCCUCGACAAAAAUUAACUACAGUGCUUUAGAACAAGGCUAUUAUGAGCCUGUAGCCAACAACUUAACCUCAGUCCUCAUCAAACGUGAAGAAAUUACCCACCAACUCGCCAACCUUCAAACCCUCCGUGAUACCAAUCUCCAUUCCGCCCAACAUGCGCUCCUCGACUCGACCACCGUAUUAGACGAUCAAGUAGCCCGCCGGGACCUUGAGGAUGUCGAGUCCCGGGUCAACGAGACCUUCCAUCUGAUUCGCGGUCUCGUCGAUGAGUUGAAACAUCUCGCGGAUCCGAGCGAUCCUCGCGUGCAGUCGCAGGUCGAUACCACGAAGAACCAAGUGCAGCAGGCUAUUCAGGAUUAUUAUCGGUCGCGGACGGAGUUUGAUCGGGCGCUCCGGGACCAGGUGUGGCGGCGGUAUGAGAUUGCCAAUCCUGAUGCAUCGGCCGAGGAGGUAGCGCAGGGGGUUCAUGAUGUGUUGGUGGGGAAACAGAUGGUUUUUCAGGUACAAGGGGCUCGGUCUCGACAGGCGAGGGAUGCACAGGCUGCUGUUAUAGAACGAUCAGCUGCCAUUCGCAAGAUUGAGCAGGAUCUGAACAAUCUCAGUGAGCUUUCUGAACAAGUUGCUGAGCUUGUUCUCUGUCAAGAGCCGGUUGUUGAAAAGAUCGAGCACAAUGCGAUGGAAGCGGCGGAGAACUAUGAAAAAGGGAAUGAGAAGGUCAGUCAGGCCAUUGUAAGCGCUCGGAAUGCGAGGAAGUACAAGUGGUAUAUCCUACUUGUGUGCAUUCUUAUUAUCGCGAUUAUAGUAGCGAUAUGUGUUGGGUGGUGCAAGGCCACUGACCACUGCUGAUUAUUAAUGUCUUGAUGAAGGACGUAAUUUGGGAUCUCCUGGCUAUCAAAAGCUAUAAUAUCGCUUUACGUUUAACGUAUAUCCGGUCCUGGACUUCUGUAUGAAACGAAUAGUGACAUGUGUUUUCAUGGGCGGUUUCUAUGACUUUCUUGGUUAUUUUCAUUACUACGCUACUGAUAGUGUCUGGCUGUUUAUGACUAUCCUUUCAGUGAUGUAUGUAGUCCUGUAGCCUUCGUAUAUAACUCGCAGCUCCAAUGGGAGACACGCC